This is a messenger RNA of Diorhabda sublineata, 3051 nucleotides long. RefSeq names its product tumor protein p63-regulated gene 1 protein-like. Bases 136 to 1212 code for a protein of 358 amino acids. Gene Ontology annotation, cellular component: cytoplasm. The transcript has 6 exons. The record is from RefSeq and is a predicted model, not a curated record. NCBI's taxonomy places the organism in Eukaryota, Metazoa, Arthropoda, Insecta, Coleoptera, Chrysomelidae.
CAGCUGUUUUAGAGACAGUUUUGUCGGAGGCAUUUGUUGAAUGAACAAUAAAUAAACAACACGUUUAGAAAUUUAGUGUACCUUGCCAAAGUUAAAAUUCCAAUAAAAAUUCUGAAAUAUUGUACUGUUGAGAAUAUGAUUGAAAUGGCAUUAGAAGAAGAUUUACCCGAAGAAUUUAAAGGAUGCAGCCUCCGAAUUCAUCCUGACAGAAGUGAUCCGCCCAAAUCACCUAAUCCUGAUGUUGAUAGAAUUGAUAAUGUAUCCGAUAUAAACAAUCAGAGUCAAAAUUAUCAUUGGAGAAACACUUUCAUGGCUCCUUUAUCAUCAAUUCCCAAUAAAAUAACAGAAACCAUAUGGAGCUCAAAAGGAAGCAAAGAUGAAACUCCUCCGCCGACGGCUACUUCUACUACAGCACCUCAGAGCUCCAGCAACGAAAAAUGCAUCCAACCAUCCAUUGUCAUUAAAGAAGACCCUAACAACUUUUUUACGUUCCGAGAUGGUGUUAUUGAAAGAGCUGUAAAAGAAUGUACAGCUCAUUUGCUAGAUGAGACUGAAGGACCAGUAUAUGCUUCAUUUUUGCUCACCCAAAUUAAUCAUUGGGACACUGACAAAGAACGCUUAUUGAUGAUGACUGCCAAAAACCUAAUUUUAGUUAAAUAUGAUUUUAUUGCUCUAAGAAGGCUAGGAUGUCGUAAAAUAAUGUUCAGUGACAUAGAAGGAAUAGUUGUUGGAAAUCUAGUCUAUCCUAGUGGCUCCCUGAUACCAAAAAUUAAUGGAUUUGCUGAUGGAAUAUCCAGCUUAUUGGAAAAUUGUUUAUUCAAACGAAUGCCUAAAAACGACAAUCAGGCUGACAUAGAAAACCUUAAUCAAACUAGAGACCGUAAUAUGAAAGGUAUUAGAUUGCUGUUGAAACAAGAUAAGCCAGAUAGUUUUGCUUCAAAAUGGAAUCCAUUUAAUAGUGAAGUACAUUUCCUGACAUUUACCUAUCAUCCUCUCUAUUAUCACAAAGAUUGUGCCGAUGAAAGACUUCGCAACGUAUACAAUUUAGAUUUAUUCAUCGAAAAUAUAUGCCUUUCUGUACAGAAAUGGAAAGAAAACAUCGUCAUUCUGCAGCAUAAUAUACUGUUAGAAAACUACGUGGGCCUAGGAUCUGUUAUCCAUAACAGACAUUCUUUGGGUUUUUUUAAAGUCAGAGGAAAAUUUAGUUUCUAAAAACAAACGAAUCUAUACAGGGUUGAGCAAUAAUACAUUUUUUUGGAAAUUAAAACUUACUGAAAAUUUGUGGGAUUUUUUAAAUAGAAUUAUACAGUUUAUCGCAUAAUUAAUAACAUCAUGAAAUGUCUAUUUUUGAAUAUAUAUCUUAUCUAUGUCUAUAAAUGUAAGCUUUUAGAAAAUAAUUUGUACCAUUCGAUUUUUCUAUAAUAUUCUACUAACUAAUCGAAUAUUUCAAUGAAAGGUUAGUUAUAAAAUGUACCCUAACAUAUAGUUGACCUCUUUUUUAUUUACAAUCAACUAAGUUGUAGUGAAAUUGUACCUGUCGCCAUACUUUUGAGAAGGUAAUCGUAUUGUAUUAUGAAGGACAAUUAUCUUUAACAAGAAAAAAGAGCAAUUGCUCAAUAUUAUUUACCAGAAGCAUUUAAAUUGGAUUUUUGCGGAACCAUUGAUGAAACAGUGUUUACCUUUGGCGUCGGAAAGUGUGUGAAUAUAGUAAACAGUAUUGUUCAGUAUUAAAAGAACAAAAAUACGUUUUUGUACUAAUUAUCACUUCAGAUAAACUAGAAAUUUUCGUUCACACCUUUUCAGAAUUAAAAAUGUUAACAUCAUACUAUUAAGUUGUUUUUUAUUUCAAUUUUUUUGUAAUUCUUAUUGCUAAUAUCUUAUAAACAAGUUGGUCCAGAAUUAUGUACAUAAUUUUUAUAAGUGAUAUGUUAAAUACGCUUUAUGCAAACUUCUAAAAUCGAAUAAUAAAUGAGGUACACAAUUUAGAGAGGUGAGUGACAACCUUAAUUUUUCAAUUAUCUGCCAUACAAUUUUGAUUUUGGUAUUCAUAUUUUGCAAAUGAUUAUCCAUAUGAAUAGUUUAGUUUUGCUUUGGAGUCGGGGAUUCUUACGCUACAUUUUUGAUUAUGGUAAAUUACAUUCGAAUUUUAAUAAAUAGAAAACAGUAAAAACUAUCUAAUUCUUACAAGAGGAAUUUUUUGUACAACGUCACAUUUUUGUCUACCACACAAAACUAAACUGUAUUCAUUGGGAUGGAGAAAUUAGUUAUUCUUGACUCAUUAUCACUAAAUAGUAUUUUUUGGGAUAUAGAAAUAAAAUAAAAUUGUAUAUAGCUAUAAAUAUGAAGAUAAACCCACAAAAGUUAAUCCAGUGAGUUUCAAGAUUGGAAUUGUAUCAACCCGCCCUGUAAUUUAAGGUAAUCUCGAUGUGAUAUGUAUUAUUUUAUAGUCAAUUAAUCAAUGCUUGUGUAAAAAUAGCAAAAUAUUUUUGGAGAAUCUCAUUGAUUUCAACGGCAAAUUCCUAUAUAUUUAAACUCAAUUCUAAACAUUUCAGACCAAUGAUGAUAUAUCAAGAAACUUUUUUUCUACAUAUCAAAGUGGAUUAAUUACACAUAUAUAUGCCGCAGGUAUUGUUAGGGCCGUGACAUUUUAAUCUCCUUAGUGAUAUUACAAUUAAACAAUAGAUUGUCAAUUCUCACAAUUUAAUGACUUCUUUUCUUUUUCUUCUCUAGCUUAUAUUUUUUCUGUUUUUUUUUUUGUUUUAUUUUCCUUUUUUUUUUCUCAAUUCUGUUCUUCUUGUGAGCUAGGCAUGUUAAAAAAAGACAAUCACAACAAAGGUUACAACUCGCUCAGGGACAACGGCCGAGCAUUUCACACAUUAAGGUUGUUGCCUCGGUUAGGAAAAUUAGGACCAGGGUCUUGGAUAGAUUCUCUUAUGACUUAUUUUCAUAUUUAGUUUUAAAUAUGUAUUAUAAUUAUUAUUUUUGUUUAUAUCUCAAUUUUGAUAAAUUUCAUGAUUAGCUUUAUAAUGUUGUAGUUUUCUCUGUUUAAAA